This is a messenger RNA of Fusarium vanettenii 77-13-4, 3567 nucleotides long. RefSeq lists its product as uncharacterized. The record is from RefSeq and is a predicted model, not a curated record. Lineage: Eukaryota; Fungi; Ascomycota; Sordariomycetes; Hypocreales; Nectriaceae. The coding region runs from base 1 to 3567 and encodes 1188 amino acids. The transcript has 4 exons.
AUGAGGGUUCUACUCAGCCGUCUGAUAGCUUUGGCUAUCUUUCUGCCGCUUGGUGUGGGAUUCACCAUUGUAACCAAUUCUGAUGGCAACACAUUGGGCAACGCCAUGAUGCCUGGCUCCGGGAUAACUCUCGUGUCAGGUACAUACACUGGGGCCUCUGUCGCGGCGGGGACAUUCAGCGAUGGGCCCUUUGGUAUCAGCUCCGGUACAAUCUUGACGUCGGGACGAGCAGAUGGAGCAACGGUAGCCGGGUCAGACAACGACAACGGCCAGCCAGGAUACAUGGGGGGCAACACAUUCGACGCGGCGGUCUUGAGUCUCGACAUCACGAUAGCUCCACCGUUUACCGGUUUUGAGUUGGAAUUCGCCUUUGCGUCCAACGACUAUGGCGGCCAGCAACAGUUUGACGAUGAAGCGGCUGACAAUACUAGAACAAUCUUCGACCUUGUCAAUACUUUCAUGGACCCUCCAUAUUCCAUCAACCCCCCCAACAGUCUGACGGCGUACGACAAAUCCAGCCCGCCUGUGCUCAUAGGGUUUGCGACGGGCUCCGGAGCGUUCAAUGUCAAGAUCGCCGUGUAUGACCUGAACGACGGGUUCGAGGACAGCGCCGCUCUCAUCCGGAUGAGAGGCUGUGAGAAUUGUGCUGCGGGCCCAGUAAUCAACUAUGAGACAAAGACGGUCACGGUUGGCCCCGGGCAAGCAGAGUAUUUCUCCACGAUCAAGGCGUCUGGGACUGCUACAGGAUACUACGAAAAAGGAGUGGCAGCAACUACAACUGCAGACACGACUACGACUGAAGAGACAACCACGACUGCAGAGACGACGACAACUGCAGAGACGACUACGACUGAAGAGACAACAACAGCAGAGACAACUACAACUGAAGAGACGACUACAACAGCAGAGACAACUACAGAAUUUACUACAGAGACAACCACAUACUUCACCACAGAGACGACUACAGACUUCACCACAGAGACGACUACAGACUUCACCACAGAGACGACUACAGACUUCACCACAGAGACGACUACAUACGUCACCACGGACACAACAACGGUCCCGGAUACAACUACGACUAUGGACACGACAACGACCAUGGAUACGACUACAGCUAUAGACACAACAACAACUACAUAUACAACUACGGCUGAGGAUUCGACCACCACAGCGGAUUCAACUACCACCACGGAUUUGGAGACUACUACAGAUUCAACUACGACGACCGAUAUCACUACAACUGCCGAUACAACUGUGCCUACCGAUUCAACCGCGGUUAUUGAUUCGACCACAAUCAUCGACUCAACUACGACAACCAACCCAACUGAGGACUUGAGCACAUCGAUCGACUCAACCACGACUUUCCAGUCAAGCGAAAACACCCAAGGCUCAACUACAGAUGAUGGAGAAUCGACAACAACCACUUCAGAUUUGGCCACCACCGACACAACCGAGAAUCUUGGGGAGACGACCUCCACAGCCAUCACUACCUCUGCCCAAAUCCCUUCCAUAGCAUCAACUGAAAGCGACACAACCACAGCUAUACUCUCCACCUUAGAGUCGUCGUCCGCCUUGGAGGCCACUCCUACCUCUCAGUCUAUGACUGAAACGACGCCUGAUUCUACCAGCGACAUUUCGACACUGGAGUCAAACGAGCCUGAACCACAACCUUCUACUGCUAGCGAGCUAUUUACAUCCUCCGUAGACACACCUACAGGGAGUGUUGAGCCUCCUAGUACGAAUACGCCAGUUGGUCAGUCCUCCACCAGCGCCCUUUUACCAGAGACCCUGUCGCCAGACACCUCUUCUAUCUCGUUUCCUCUACCAGAAUCUCUGUCUACAGGCUCGGACUCACAGGCCCCGUUGAGCACAACAUUGUCGACCCAAGACUCUGUGACCGUCGACUUGACAGCAUCUUCGUCACCCCUUGCCACGAGCAUCUCGGCUGAUUCUUCUAUUCUUUCAUCUCCAGACUCAACCUCGACACUCUCUGGCUCCACCCCCAAUGCUUCAAACGCGCCAACUAUAGAACGAUAUGUAUACUUUGGGUGUCUAUCGUCUGUGCAAGGCUAUCCGAGCUUCAACAUCGUCGGUAGUGCAACUGACAUGACACCUCAAAAGUGUAUAUCGUUGGCCGCUGGACGGCGCUUUGUGGGCGUCCAUCUUACAUCUUGCUACGCGUCAGAUUCCUUGGUUUCUUCUACAUUGACUCAGGAUGCCAGUUGUGAUCUUCCAUGCCCAGGGGAUCCAACACUCUUCUGUGGCGGGUUUUUGAAUGCGGAUGGGGGUAUGAGCAAGAGACACCGACUUGAACGACGCAUCAGUCCCCGAGAUGCACCGCCGGGCAUCUUGCUCACCUUGUAUUUGUUUGCCGACGCCAUUAUAGAGUCCUCGAGCGAAAUCGCCGCGGUGAGCACAUCGUCGACUAGCCCUGCUCAAACUGUAGCCUCGCAGUCGAACUCUGUGGACUUCUCGAUCAGUCCAACACUGAGCGAGCCUGUCCGAACUUCCGCAGCUGGUCCCGGGGAUGUCUCGCUCAGUUCGACGCUAAACAACCCUGACCAGACAUCCGUUUCAGCUGUUAAUUCUGAGGAUAUCUCACUCGAACCGACGCUGAUAGGCCCUGACCAAACCUCGGCCUCGAUAGGAGAUGCGUCACUUACUGACUCUCCUCCUUCUGUCCCAACCACAUUCGUGCCCGGUGUGAACCCACCUCCUCUACCCUCAAGCCCAUUCAACCCGGGCAACCUGUCGAGGAGCGCAACAUUUGAGGCUAUUGUCACAACGGUCGUCUAUACCGUGCUCGACCCUCACGACCCAGCCUAUCUAACCGUGGCCGAGUUUUGCACCACGCUCAAGUAUCCUCCCUGCCGCAACUGCCAGUUCCAAAGGCUACCGACGGUGGAGAUGACGACUAUCCUAACCGCCUGUGACGCGUGCGGCUAUCACGGAGAGAACAGCAUCGAGCUGACCAUUCCGCUGGGUGCUAAUCCGGCGUUGAUGACGAGCAACCCCUAUACUCCGGAUGAUGUCCCAGGUGGUUCCCCCGCAGCUGCUCACGAUGAGAAUUCAGGCCCGGAAUACAGGCCAAGGCCGGGGGGAGCUGAAGCUAGGCCAACAGUUGUUCCAGUUGGACACCCCCCUUAUGGUGGACAUGACCGGCCUGUUAUUCACCAUGAGGGAACAACUGGAGAGCACAACAAGGAGAAUAAGCCCCCUGGGGAUAAUCAUGCUCCAAUUGGAGAACCUGGCCCUUCUCAACAUGAGCAAGUUCCAAGCAACCAUCAUGGCGAGCCUGCCGGACCAGAAUAUGAGCCGCAAAUAGGGCCUGGCAAAGAUGGAGCCACCGUCAAGCCAACAUUGGCCCCUUCAGUCGAGGCUGUACCAAAACCCGAGCCAGCCGGAGCAUCAGCUGAUCUAAAGCUGUUUACGGUUCCUAUGGCAAACAUACCAACGACGCCUCCGGAUUCUCCCGUCAUCGUGGCAGCAGGUCAUGUAGCAAGGGGUAUAGAUGGCGUAUUGACACUCUUUGCUCUCGUAGCUGGAUUUUUCCUAAUGUUGUAA